AUGGCGCCAAGGAUCGUUGCGUCGGCGGAGGAAGCCAGUCGGCGAAAGAUCAUUAACAUCAAUGCUGAGACUAUAACGAACAUUCCUUCGACCGACUUUCCCGGACAUUGGCCUGGCGAGUCUCACGAAUGGUCGCUGGAAAAGUUCAAAAACAGUUUCCAAGUCGAGGUUCAUACCAACGAGCCACUCGAUUCUUCCUUCUCUCUCAUCGGUCUUGACGCCGCUAUCGCAAACGCAUUUCGCCGUAUCCUGAUAGCCGAAGUGCCGACCCUUGCAAUUGAAUACGUUUAUGUCCAUAACAACACCUCGGUUAUUCAAGAUGAAGUCCUUGCCUCUCGACUUGGUUUGAUCCCGCUCAAGGGCUCCAUAGAAGGUCUCAACUGGAUGCGAUGGUUCAAAAAACCAACAGAGGAGGACCCUGCUGGCAGUGACCCCAGUGAUUACAACACCGCUGUGCUGCGCCUCGAUAUUGAAUGCACAAAGAACGUGGAUGCAUCACCAGAUGAGGAAGAUCCUCGCAUUCGUUACAACCACGCGCAUGUGUAUGCUCGGGAUAUCGAAUUCGUUCCCAGCGGUCGCCAGGACCAGUACUUUGUCGACGAGGGUGAAUUAAGACCAGUGAAUCCGGAUAUUCUCGUUGCAAAGUUGCGGCCAGGGCAGAAACUAGAGUUGGAAAUGCACUGCAUCAAGGGUAUCGGUGGCGACCACACCAAAUUUUCUCCGGUUGCAACGGCUUCUUAUCGUCUUCUCCCUGAAAUCCGUAUUCUGCGCCCUAUCAUUGGAGAAGACGCAAAGAAAUUUGCCAAAUGCUUUCCUCGAGGAGUUAUUGGCUUCGAGAAGGUCACAUCGGCCGAAGCCUCCCAAAGAGGUAGUGGAUACGAAGGCCACGCAGGCGAAGACAAGGCUGUUGUUGUCGACGCAUUCAAGGACACCGUCAGCAGGGAAUGCUUGCGACACGACGAAUUCAAGGACAAGGUCAAGCUUGGUCGCAUACGUGAUCACUUCAUUUUCAGCGUCGAAAGCACUGGUCAAUUCCCCAGUGAUACCCUCUUCCUGGAGAGUGUCAAGGUACUCAAGCUCAAAUGCGCCCGCCUCAAGAGGAACCUGGCCAAUUUGAUGCAUUGA
Molecule: messenger RNA, 1125 nt
Organism: Talaromyces rugulosus
Lineage: Eukaryota; Fungi; Ascomycota; Eurotiomycetes; Eurotiales; Trichocomaceae
Exons: 3
Coding region: 1-1125 (374 amino acids)
Biological process (GO): DNA-templated transcription
Cellular component (GO): RNA polymerase I complex; RNA polymerase III complex
Molecular function (GO): protein dimerization activity; DNA binding
Source: RefSeq, a predicted model, not a curated record